Lolium perenne is the source of this 942-nucleotide messenger RNA. RefSeq lists its product as uncharacterized. The record is from RefSeq and is a predicted model, not a curated record. NCBI's taxonomy places the organism in Eukaryota, Viridiplantae, Streptophyta, Magnoliopsida, Poales, Poaceae.
CACCCCAUCGUCUCCGGCAGGCGGCAGCACACCACAUUGGGCAUCACCAAGAACUAGGCAGAAGCUAGCAGCAGCACAAUCGCUUUGCUGCAGAGCAGACACCGCACCGCUUACAAUGGGUCUUUGCGUGUCGUACGACGCGGCAGCCGACGGCGUGGCCACCGCGAGGGUGGUGCUGCCCAGCGGCGAGCUCCGGGAGUACUCUCAUCCGGCCACGGCAGCUAUGGCGCUGGAAGAGGUCGGCCAUGGAAAGCAGGGGUGGUUCCUCUGCGACGCCGACGCGAUGGGCUUCGAGGGCUCCGUCGCGGCAGUGGCCGGAGGCGAGGAGCUCCGGCCGGGGCAGAUCUACUUCGUGCUCCCGGGCGAGAUGCUGCGCCGCCGCCUCACCCUCGAAGAGGUGUCGGCGCUGGCGGUCAAAGCCAGCGCCGCGCUCGUUAAGGCCGCCACCGCCUCGUCUGGCGCCGGCCGGCGCCGGCGAGGAUCCGUGGCGCCGCUCGUGUUCGAGCCAUCCGAGGAGGAUUACUCGGACGAUGCGGUGAUGACUUCCAUCGCGGCGAAGCCGGUAGUGGCCCGGAAGCGGGUGGUCGCGUACCGGGCCGGGAGAUCGCCGCCGAGGUUCUCUCCCGACUUGACCGCCAUCCCGGAAAGCGAGUAGACGUGCCGCGCCGGCAUCGCGGUACAGCCAGAGCAAACCAUCGUCUCGCGUUCCACGUUACUGCUGUCGUUGGAGUUGGAUCCGAUGCCGGACAGACGCGGGAAAUGCUUCAUAGUUAGUUUCUCAUAAUUUAGCUGUCAGAAACAUGGCCGGGAAAUUGUACAUAUAUGUCCUAUGUCAGUGUAAAUAUUCAGGCAAGAAGACGCCCUUUAGAUAUGUCACUAUGUUGCCGAUGUUAGUGGAAAUACUCAGCCAAGAAGAUGCCGUGUACAUAUUCCUGCAUUCCA